This is a messenger RNA of Akanthomyces muscarius, 1395 nucleotides long. RefSeq lists its product as uncharacterized. Gene Ontology annotation, molecular function: RNA polymerase II cis-regulatory region sequence-specific DNA binding; DNA-binding transcription factor activity, RNA polymerase II-specific. Gene Ontology annotation, biological process: regulation of transcription by RNA polymerase II. The record is from RefSeq and is a predicted model, not a curated record. Gene Ontology annotation, cellular component: transcription regulator complex; PcG protein complex. The transcript has a single exon. Bases 1 to 1395 code for a protein of 464 amino acids. Lineage: Eukaryota; Fungi; Ascomycota; Sordariomycetes; Hypocreales; Cordycipitaceae.
AUGCUAUCUGUGCUCCCCCAGGCGAUGGACCUGACGAACGUGCUGAAUAACAGAGGAGGCACUAUAGUACAACACCCGCAUCACUUUGCAAACGACUUCAUGAAUCAACAACACCAUCUUGCCUUUGGCAAGCCUGAGUCCGACAUGGAUCGCUCAAACUCGCCACACAUUUCCGAUCAUUCGGCCUAUUCCGCCCACAGCAUGCCGCGAUCCUACCACUCGCCGAACGUCAUGCAGGCUCCCAUGCACAUUCCGAGCUCCAUGCCCAAUGGCAUGCACGUGCAAGGCUUUCCCGACAUGCAACACAUGGCCGCUGUUCCCAGCAUGGGAAUGACGCACAUGCCUCCCCCUAACCCCAUGGACGAUGGCAAGAAGCAAAAAACACACCAGUGCAGUACCUGCGACAGCGCCUUUGCCCGCCGAAGCGAUCUCAGCCGUCACGAACGCAUCCACUCUGGAAACAGGCCUCAUGCAUGCGACGUCUGCGGGAAACAAUUUAUUCAAAGAUCGGCCCUUACCGUUCACAAGCGCGUUCACACCGGCGAGAAGCCGCACCAGUGCGAGACGUGUGGCAAGAAGUUUGGCGACAGCAGCUCUCUUGCUAGACAUCGACGAACCCAUUCCGGCCAGCGACCCUACGUCUGCCCUUUUGCUGACUGUCAAAAGACUUUUACGCGAAAGACGACAUUGACGCGCCACAAGAGCAACCAUAUUGGCACUGUCGAGCAGGCAGCAGCCGCGCGAGCAGCCGCUUUGGCAAGCGCAAACUCAAAGAACCUCAUUCAGGCUCGUUCCGAUGGCGAUCACCUGUCCAGUCAUGGCUCGCCUCUUACGACGCCUUCACCCGCACAGCGGGCCAUGUCCAUGUCUCCUGGCAUGGACCUGGGCGGCAUGAACCGUCACCCUGCCGAAUUUCAGUAUCUGCAGCAAGGAGGCCCUCUACCAGCCCACCUGCGCGUUGGCAGCCCGACAUCAACCUCGAGCGGAUACAGCAAUCCCGGUGCUAUGCGUCCAACGUCGCAUCCCACCAGCUAUGUUCCACCUCCUACUCUCGAGCCGAGCGUUGAGCAUCACCAGCAAGGCUCAAACGGAAGCAACGGUGGUAGCCCUCACAUGAGCAACAUGGGCUGGCCAUCGCCGUCACAGCACCUCCAAUCACCGUCGCAUCACAUGCACUCGCCGUCGCAUCACAUGCAAUCGCCUUCUCAGCAUAUGCAAUCGCCGUCUCAGCAUAUUCACUCCCCUGUGGCCCAAAAUGCUGCUGCCGGCUACGUUUAUCCCGAUCCCGAUACAUAUCCUCCCAACGCGGCCGCGAUGAACCAAAUGUACUACAACCCACCGCAGCAGAUGCGGCGACCUCAAAGCACUGAACCUGGGCUGGUCCAUAUGGCCUAG